UUCGUUUAUAUUAACUCCGCACAGACCGCAGUAUGACGCGUAAAUUGUAAAUCGUAUCUUAAAUUUGGUGUUCACAUACGAGACAUGUACGGAGCGUUUUCAGACUAACCUUCGUCGAAUCGUCGUGUUUACGUUCGAUCGCUGCAGCCAGGUGUUUUGUGUGCAGCCUGUGGCGUGUGUUCCGUUCUCCGUCGCGUGCAGCCGCAUCAUGAGGCCGAGGUCCGCCGACUCCGAAAAGAGCAAGAAGUACGACCGGCAGCUCAGGCUGUGGGGCGACCACGGACUGGCCCUCGAGUCGUCUCACGUAUGCCUCAUCAACGCCACGGCGACCGGCACCGAAGCCCUGAAGAGCAUCGUACUCCCGGGCGUCGGCGCCUUCACCAUCGUCGACGGCCACUCAGUGACGGCCGAAGACGUCGGUAAUAACUUCUUCCUCGACAGCGACAGUAUCGGGAAGCCGCGAGCGGAGGCGGCCGCGCGACUUCUCGUCGAACUGAACCCUGACGUCCAGGGCGACUUCGUCGAGGAGACGGCCGAGAAUUUGCUGGAGCACAACCCCGCCUACUUCUCCAACUUCUCGGCCGUCAUCGCGACCGGCUUGCAAGAGAAGACCCUGCUGGCGCUGGCCGCGAGGCUCUGGGAUGCCAACGUGCCCCUCCUGGUGUGUCGUUCUUAUGGCUUCAUCGGCUACAUGCGACUUCAGAUGAACGAACACCCGGUCGUGGAGACGCACCCCGACAACGACUUCGACGACCUCCGGCUUGACAGGCCGUUCCCCGCGCUGCGCGCUUUCGUCGACUCGAUCAACAUGGCAGAACUGAAAGAUAAGGAGCACAGCCACACACCCUAUGUGGUCAUCCUUCUGAAAGCCUUGGACGAGUGGCAACGGCAGAACAGCAUGCAGGCGCUCCCUAAAAGCAGCCAAGAAAAACAAGCCUUCAAGGCUUUGAUCAAGGGGUGGAUAAGGCCCAAGGGAGACCAAGGCAGCGAGGACGAGGAAAACUUCGAAGAGGCCAUCAAGGCUGUCAACAAGUCCCUCAACCCUACUGAGGUACCCCAUCAGGUUAAAAGACUAUUCGAAGAGGAAGCUUGCCUUAACAUCACCGCCGAAAGCAAGCCAUUCUGGAUAUUAAUACGUGCCCUGAAGGACUUCGUUGAGGCUGAAGGUAAAGGCGCCUUGCCAGUCAGAGGAACGCUCCCUGACAUGACAUCCGACACAGACAGAUACGUUAAGCUUCUCAACAUAUACCACGCCGAAGCGGACAAGGACUUCAGGGCUGUUCACCACAGGGUCCAGCAGCUUCUGGCUACGAUAGGAAAGCCCGAAGGCUUCAUCAGCGAAGCAGAGGUGAAAGUCUUCUGCAAGAACGCCCACGCACUGCGUCUGGUACGUGGUCGCCCCCUAGCUGCGGAGUACGAUGCUAAGGAUGCGUCCGUCGACACCAUCCUGACGAGCUUAGACUCCCCGGACAGCGAGAUAAUCUUCUACUUGAUGCUCAGAGCUGCCGACCGUUUCUACAGCCAGUACAACCGCUACCCGGGCUUCUUCGAAGACCAGCUCGAGACUGACAUCAGCAAGCUGAAGGCGUCGCUGUGCCAGGUGCUCGAACAGUUGGGCUCUGGGCCGGUCGCCAAGGAUGAUUAUGUUCACGAAAUGUGUCGUUACGGAGCAGCGGAGAUCCACACGGUGGCGGCAUUUGUUGGCGGCUGUGCAGCUCAGGAGAUCAUCAAAUUGGUCACAGGCCAGUACGUGCCGUUGAACAACACGUUCAUUUUCAAUGGCAUGACUACCACCUCUGAAACGUUCGUGCUGUAACAAAAACAGGCUGCUGUGAUUGUAAUGCCAAGCAUAAUAUCUGUUAGGCUAUGUGUUACUUGCAAGUCCGGUUGUCUUUGUAAAAGUUGUGUUGAGAUAAACUACAUGUGAGGCCAAGUUCUUU
Molecule: messenger RNA, 1940 nt
Organism: Rhipicephalus microplus (southern cattle tick)
Lineage: Eukaryota; Metazoa; Arthropoda; Arachnida; Ixodida; Ixodidae
Gene: APP-BP1
Product: Nedd8-activating enzyme E1 regulatory subunit APP-BP1
Biological process (GO): protein neddylation
Cellular component (GO): cytoplasm
Molecular function (GO): NEDD8 activating enzyme activity
Source: RefSeq, a predicted model, not a curated record